Molecule: messenger RNA, 1449 nt
Organism: Hydractinia symbiolongicarpus
Lineage: Eukaryota; Metazoa; Cnidaria; Hydrozoa; Anthoathecata; Hydractiniidae
Product: neurogenic locus notch homolog protein 2-like
Exons: 7
Coding region: 184-1320 (378 amino acids)
Molecular function (GO): calcium ion binding
Source: RefSeq, a predicted model, not a curated record
UACAUUCUUUUUUCAUAACUUGUGUGUGUAUAUGUUACAUAGGUACAACAGAUUGUCCUUCUUAGAAUGAGAAUUUAUUAUUUAUUUCCAUUCAUCAAACGACUUUAAUAUAACAAGAAAAUAAUUCUUUGUUAACUAUUUUGUCACAGUGACUACAGCUUCGCAGCAAGGAAGUUUGAUAUCAUGGAAUUUAUCAUACAAAAACAAAGACGACUACUCCUAAUGCUAACUUAUUUUGGAUUUACCUAUGCUGAGAUAUAUCGUAACGGGAAUUCCUUUAAUGCUACAUUCAGCAAAGUGAGCAAUAACAAGCGUUUGCUAAGCGGGCUUAUUUUGUCAGAGAAGUCUCCAACGAUUGGCCAUUGCCUUUACAAAUGUGUAUUAACAAGAACUUGCAAAUCAAUAAACUAUUAUUUCGAAUUAAAUAAUUGUGAGCUGCUCUCUAAUGAAAUUACGGAUGAAGAUGUUACAGUUGAGUCAAGCAAUGGAUGGAUUCACUAUCAAACCGAACCUUCUGCAGAACAGGUAACGCCAACCAUUAAAAGUAUUGUAUCAACCACAAAAGUUACAACAGCUACGUCAAAUUGUGCAGAGCUUUCACCUUGUCCCCAUCACACUUGUCAAGACACUGUUUCGAGCUAUCAAUGCAUCUGUAAAUUUGGAUACACCGGGGAAACAUGCGAAACUCCACCAGCUCCAUCUCUUUCGUCAGCCUGUAAAUCAGUCGGUGAUUGCGCAGUAGUUCCUGGACAAGCAAUUGCGUGCUUGUCAAGUGGAAGAUGUUUAUGUUAUGUGGGUUGGAUUGGAAUCAACAAUGUUUAUGUGCGUUCUACCACCAGCAACUACUCGACAAGUGUGGUGAAGGUAAUUGCAGCAUGGCGUGUUCGACUCAUACCAGACCAAACACUUGUGGAUCGGAAUACGUGUUUCAAAACUUUUGCCAAGACCCUUCACCAGAAGAACAACUUGCUACCGAUGGUUUGUUACCUUCUUCAUAUAAACGACAAUGUGAUCCAGCUUGCUCAAAUACUGGAACAUGUUCUUUUUUCAUCCCGGGAGGGUGCGAAUGUGAGUAUGGUUGGUCUGGUCCAAAUGCUUGCUAUCAUGACAAGCUGGGUACGAACAAAAUUAUCGCUGUUCACUGCAAUGUUGAAUGUGCGUACAGUGCAACUUCACGUAAUAUGGCAUGUAUACAAAUCUAAACUCGUCGUAGCUGUGGCUCCGUGUUUAGUGUUUUCGCAGAGAAUGGAAGGUGAAGAAGAUGUUAUAUUAAUUUUAUUUUCGACUAAUUAUUUAAGUAAUUAUUUAAGAUUUUACUAACACGACAUUUUCACAAGUUAUAAGUAUAAAAAAAAUAUUGUAGCGAUUAGUCACUGACAGAUGUUUGCAUAAAUUUCACAGAAUAUGUAAAAUCGUUAUUAUUUUUUCGAAUGUUGGAAACGUUUGCAA